UAUUUAUACGCUUGUAUGAGCAGCAGAGAGAGUCAGAGUUGCAUGAACUCAUGCUGUGAAGACACAGACUGCAGAAUCACAGCCAUGAAUGCUGUAAAUGCUGUGCAACUGUUUAUUCUGGUUUGUACCUUUACUGCUGUCUGUCAAGCUGAUGAUGGUACCUGCAGUGUAACCUGUGAUGAUGUGAUUGGAUCUGUGGGGAAAGAAGUAAAUCUCACCUGCAGCGUCUCUCAGCAGUGCAUUAAAUGCUGCAUUAAAAUGUUUAAAUACACUGAAAUCUAUAUUGACUCAGACAUUUGUAAACAAGUGGUUCCUGAGGGCUCCUGUGAACAGAGGAGCAGCCUCACAUGCCGUUACACUCCAACUACAGCAUUGACAGCAAAAUUCAAAUUCUUCUUGCAACCAACAUGUGCUGCGAAAACAACAGAAUUCACUGUGAACAUAACAGGGCUUAAAAAUGGCCGUAAAACUCCUGAGGAAGGUAUAAACAACAACCCAUCAGAAGUAUCUGCACCAGACACAGAGGCGGGUCUUGGAGCUAAGGUUUCUGCCAUCGCUGCAGUUGUGGGCUGUUUCAUCCUCAUCAUUAUCAUCACAAUGACAGUCAUUCGCAACAAGAAACCAAACUUGAACAGAUCCUGUGGAUUCCAGAAGAGGAUGUUUCUGUGUAUCAAACAUGAUGAGGACAACAGCGAUCAUACAGAAGAUGUGAUAUAAUAGCACUGACUCUGCAGAGUUCUCAUGUGCACUGUGAACCCUAAUAAGUUGAGACUACUCAAAUCGACCAAAAAUGUACCGCCUUGUGUUAAAUCGACCAAUCAGUGCGUUGUCAAGGUAGAAUUUCAAACACGACCAAUCAUAUUAAACAGAGACACUGAGCAUAAUUUAAAUAAAUUGAAAUUUUGAGUUCAUUAUACUUAAAAUCUUAAUUCGAAAGAUUUUUUGCUCCCAAAUGAGUUAAUUAAACAUACCUGUUUAAGUUUUGACACCAAAACUUGGCAUUUUAAGUAAUGUUAAGUUAUGAUAACUUGAUUUCUUUAUUAAUGACAACAUUGGGGUUUACAGUGUGGUGCUCAUGAAACACACAAGCUUUACUUAAACUCCACUAAACUACAUACAAACUACUGAAUAUAUAACGGUUGUUGGUUUAAAACUCUCAUUUUUGGUACAGUAAAUGAUAAUAUAGCUGAAGUUUGGAAAAUAUUUCUUAAUAUUCUGCACAUGUAUUUUUCUAAUAGUGUGAACGGUGUGGUUUUGUACAGUAUCUUAUGUUUUAUUUUUAUUUUUUAACGAACAUUGAAAUGAAUAAAGACUUGUGAUUCUCUCUAAAGAUGAA
Messenger RNA from Onychostoma macrolepis, 1336 nucleotides. RefSeq lists its product as uncharacterized. Lineage: Eukaryota; Metazoa; Chordata; Actinopteri; Cypriniformes; Cyprinidae. The record is from RefSeq and is a predicted model, not a curated record. The coding region runs from base 16 to 717 and encodes 233 amino acids. The transcript is spliced from 5 exons.